AUGCCCCAAAGCGAGCCGAAGCAGAGCCCCGACCUCUCGAUCCGCCUCCUCAGCCUGCAGACGCCACUCUUCGGGGGCACCGUCAUCCACGGUCACGUCGUCCGCGACUCGCACAUCGUCGCCGCCUCCGCCACCAUCCGCGUUCGCCUACUCGGCCGCGCCAAGGCGAAGCUCGUCGUCGACCGCGGCAACAACUCCAAGAGCUACUACCGCAGCCGCUUCGCCUUCUGGCCUGAGUCCGCCGUCGCCGCCGUCGUCCACCGCGGGCCCGUCCACGUCGAGCCCGGCGGCCGCGCGGCCUGGUCGUUCGCGCUGCCGCUGCCCAUCCACACCGACGCCGCGUCCGUAAACGCCUGCGGCGGCAGCAGCGCAAAGGAGGCUUGUUUCCUUCGUCCUGGCGGUAUCCGGCCCGGGCCCGGGGCCGGGGCCGGGGCGUCGGGGACCGAAGGACUCGGGAUCCCCGAGCAGCCGCUGCCCGGGAGCAUGUACCUUGACGGCCGCGGCUUCAGCAAGAAGUGGCACGGCUUCGUCGAGUACUGGAUCGAGGCCGAGCUGGUCGUGGACGGCAAGAGCUCCGUCGUCAAGGCCGCGCUGCCCGUCCAAGUCCUUUCGCCACCGACGCCGGGCCCGCCCGUCCUCGACUUCGGCCUCAACGCGCGGGAUCUGACGGGCCGCGUGAGCAGCCAGCGGCUGCUCCCGGGGAUGGAGCAGGCCGAGCUGUCGUUCAAGCAGAAGACGCAAAAGUUCUUCAACUCGUCCAAGGUGCCGACGUUCCACUUCACCGUCAACGUCCGAUACCCUACCGUCAUCCAGUUGGGCAACGAGGCCAACGUGCCGUUCCUGCUGCACCUGACGCCGAACAGGAACGGGACCGCCGAGGUCAUCCAGGACACGCCGCAGACCGUCACGGUCAAGAGUCUCGAGCUCGAGCUGCGGUCGACGAGUGCCAUCAUCUGCCCGGGCACCUUUGACCCGUACGAGGCGAGCAAGACGCGCAAGAUGAACAUGGCGAGGUUGGACGGGCAGUACCCGGCCGCCGGUGGGGGUAUCGUGCUGCCGUCCGGGCCGAAGGAAGAGCCGCUGGACCUCGGCGCCGUGCUGGGUCUACGGGUGGACGCCCUCGGCCGCGUCCUCCACGGGGCGAGCCUGUGGCGGCCGAGCCUCGGGAUGACGGUGCUUCCGACAUUCGUGACGUACUGCGUCAAAAUGGAGCACAUGCUGCACUGGGAGGUGCGGCUUUCGGUGGCGGGGGAGACUUGGGCUUGCGAGGGCACCCAGAAGAUUCUCAUACUGGCGCCGGGCGAGGGGAUGGGCGUCGGAGUGGCAGAGGCCGCGGCGGUGACUUCGUCGUCGUCCGCUGUUGAGGAGGUCCCGGCGUACGAUGGGCCCGGCGAGAUGGCGCCGGCGUACGAGAAGGUGACCGGGGGCAAGGAGGAUGGGCCGUCGGCCGGGGAAAAGUCAUGA
Colletotrichum destructivum is the source of this 1464-nucleotide messenger RNA. RefSeq lists its product as uncharacterized. Bases 1 to 1464 code for a protein of 487 amino acids. The record is from RefSeq and is a predicted model, not a curated record. The transcript has a single exon. Lineage: Eukaryota; Fungi; Ascomycota; Sordariomycetes; Glomerellales; Glomerellaceae.